Molecule: messenger RNA, 3081 nt
Organism: Pangasianodon hypophthalmus (striped catfish)
Lineage: Eukaryota; Metazoa; Chordata; Actinopteri; Siluriformes; Pangasiidae
Gene: nudt14
Product: nudix (nucleoside diphosphate linked moiety X)-type motif 14
Exons: 5
Coding region: 269-997 (242 amino acids)
Biological process (GO): ribose phosphate metabolic process; nucleoside phosphate metabolic process
Molecular function (GO): metal ion binding; UDP-sugar diphosphatase activity
Source: RefSeq, a predicted model, not a curated record
ACUAUCACACCAUUUCUUCUGUUCGGUUUGCAAAUUCGGUCUCAGAGUUAGACCCUGUUACACUGUAAAAAGCUUUAAUGAGCACGACACGCACUCUAAAGCAAAUAUCAACGUUAUUAUUAUGUACUUCACAGGCUUCCGUAGAGCUACAUUUAGCCAGAGUAGGGCUGCGGUUGAGUUGUGUGUUUUGAGGAACACCGGUGAGGAAGUGUGUGUGUGUGUAUAUAUCUAGGCUAUAUGUGUGUGUGUGUGUAUGUGUGCGUGAACCAUGGAGCAGAUUAAUAAUAUUCAGGUGGUUCCGUGCACCAGCUCGAAUUAUCUGAAAGCGUUCACGGUGCAUUAUAGCCAGAAUGGAACAAAGAAGUCGUGGGAUUUUAUGCAAACUCAUGACAGUGUCUCUGUGCUGAUCUUCAAUACCACCUCUCAUUGCUUCAUCCUGGUCAAGCAGUUCCGCCCAGCUGUGUACAUGUGUGAGUGGGAGAGAAUGAAACCUGCACACGCUGACCCAGAAGGAGAGCAGGGAGAUGAGGGCUGUGCCACGGCUGCCCCAGAGGAGGAGCAGGAGGGAAGCGAGGAGGCCAGCCGCCCUCACCAGCCCCCCGCUUCAGCAGGGGUGACGUAUGAGCUGUGUGCUGGCAUCGUAGACAAGCCGCAUCUCUCCCUGGAGGAGAUCGCCUGCCAGGAAGUGCUGGAGGAGUGUGGUUAUGAAAUUCCUGUCUCCAAGCUAAGGAGGAUCACAUCAUAUAGGUCAGGAGUAGGAGUUACAGGAGCCAAGCAGACCAUGUUCUAUGCAGAGGUGUCAGACGAGAACCGCGUUGGUGAGGGUGGUGGACAACCUCAAGAAGGCGAGCUGAUCGAAGUGGUCAAAGUGCCCUUGCACGAGGCCAUGACUUUCGCCUAUGACGAGAGCAUCCCCAAAACCAUGGGUGUCAUUUUCAGCUUCAUGUGGUUUCAUAGCAACAUGGCACCUAAGUAUAAAAUCUCCACUAAUGUGUAAUGGAUGACAGCUACUUUUUCUUCCAACCUUGAAGCACCCUGUAUGUAACUUUCUAUUACUUUGUGUUCCUAUUGAAUUGAAUACUGUGUUCUUAUUUGCUUUCCUCUUUUCUUACUCUAAUUAUUGUCUAUUUCAGACUUUGCCUCAAACAAAUGUUAGCCAUAAUUCCUCCUUUGUAGUAGAUGAGUCCCAGAAUAAUAGUAAUUGUGAGUUUGUUUCAUGAAAUGGUAUACUUUGCUUUUAAUGAGUCAGUUAUUAUUAUUAUUUUUUAAAUCUGAUUGCUCUUUAGAAAUCUUAUCAUGGCUGGUAAUACUAUACAUGUUAGAAGAGGAAGUUGUUCAUAUCAUCUAAGGAGGUUUGGGGAAGUUUGAUGAGCAAAUCCAGAUUUGCAGUUUUGUCAGAAAAGACAGGUAUUUGUUACAUGAUUAAUGUGCUACAUAGCAUAGCUAAUGGGCAGUUUCCAACCUUGUAUCUUAAUUGUGCAAAGAAUAGCCAAGCAUUUGCAGACAUCUCAGGUCUAACACAAACUACAAAGCAUUCAGGGUUAGAGGCAAAGCUCUUUCAUCGAUACUUAACAUCAAGCCCGCAAGUCCUCAUUUAAAAUCGAAAAAGAAAUAGGGUUUCUUCAUUUGGGGUCUGCUGCUGUUAAUACAUGCACAAAAACAGUGUACAUGAUUCAAACAAUCCCAUGUUUAUCAUUUUUUUCACUGAUUUUGACAUGCCAUGAAGGCUUACUGCUAGUCCUGAAUAGCUUUUUAGAAACCAUUUGGUUUCAACAAUCACUAAUGGAGGUCCGUUAUAAUUGUAAUAAAACAAAUUUUAUAGUAGAGCAAGUAAUUUGGAGUGAUUAUCACUUGCACAGAGAUUUCAUCUCUGUGUUUUUUUCUAGAAUUAGAAAGCUACUCUGGUAUAAUUCUUAUAUAUUUAAUAUCUAAUACUAGAGUAAUCAUGGUUUAUAAUGAGCACAGUAUACAAUUUACAAUGACAUCAUAAAUGUCUCUUCAAUCAUGGCAACUAUCAUUGUGUCUGUCUUGACCAAUUAAUACUUGAAGACCAUACAUAGGGUUUAUUUUUCACAUGCUGUAUCUGAGGUUUCUCUUUCCAUCUGACCUUGUUAGGUAUUUUAAUGUUUAUAUUGCUAUUGCCUCACCUGUGAUGAUGAUACUUAUUACUACGCUAUGCCUGUUUAGUUCAUUUUCUGGGACGAAAAAAGGUCAUAAGCCAUUUGACACUGCAAUCAUCUAUUUGACUGUUUUCAGCUAUUUUAGAUUUUCAAAUAGAAAAAAUAACUGUUAAAAUGACUACUUCAACUACUGGAUGGGUGUGAAUUAUUUUCAUUGUAUCUAAACAAUCAGUGUUUUGUUGUUUAUGUGGCAACAAAUACAAGUAAGCCAUUUGAACAUGUGAAGUAUGAAUCUAAUUAAGAAGUACAUUCCUUUAUUUAAAGAUAUGCUAUGUAAGAUUUUGUUAAGGUUCUUUGUUAAGGUUUUUGUAUAUUUCAAAAAUACAUUUUUAUCAGUAAAUUUGCUUAUUGAUGGAAUUUGUCUUUGCAAUAAAAACAACAUAAAUGUACAAAAUAAAAACAUAUAAUUAGAUAAUGUAAGAAUGCAUAGUAUACCUUUAAUGAAGCUUCUGAAUGGUACUAUUUAUGACUAUUAACAUUCAUUGUUUUAGCAUUAUUACCUAAAUAUUAUAUGCUAAAGAAACACUGAAUGCAUGUUGACGAAAAGCUCAAGUUGUGUUCUAGAAAGCAUAGUGAUGUCUUCGUAAGCCUCUGCCCCUAUCCUGUUUUUAUGUGAUUGUUGAUUGUUUCCUACAUGCUUUUACUUGAGAAUAAAAAUCAAAUGCUACUGAUACUGUACAGUAGUGGUUCUUUCUACUUGAUUUUAAUGUUAAUGAUAUAGAGAAAAGGUGUUUACAUAAAAAUUGUAUUUGAUUCUUUGUGUAUUGGAUUUUUUUUUUCCAUUAAAUGUGUUCUAUGCAUUUGAAUUAUAUAUUGAAUUGUGAUGUCUUGCAUGUGCUCCAUGUGUAUUUUAAUCUGGAUUGAGUGUACAUAAAUAAAGCUGAAUAAGUCUACAUACUGA